AUGCCCUCCCUACUACCUCAGGAAAUCCUGGACGAAAUUAUCUUCCGCCUGUACAACGACAUAGAAGCCCUCAAAAGUUGCUCACUCGCCUCGUCCUCCUUCACCGCCGUCUGCCAAUCCAGGCUCUUCUCCAAAAUCAUCCUGAGACCGAGAUACGGCAUCCGCUGGCCGCCAGGUGGGGGCAGCGCAAGCAACUUCAAGCGGGUUCUUGACAAGUCGCCGCACAUCGCGAACUACGUAGCCUGCCUCGAGAUCUUCGACACACCCUUCGUCGCCGAGAUGGGCCUAGCUGAGGAAUGGGUGUCGAAGGACGAUGGGUUGGCAGCGUGCCUCCUGCGGCUCACACAUCUCAAGGCGCUGCUUAUCACCUACCGCACGGACGUCCAGAUAAGUCACUGGUCUGCCGAGCUGCAGCGGUCUCUCGAAGAGGCGAUGAAGCUCCCAAGCCUCGUCUACCUUGAGCUCAUGGGCUGUCCGCUCGCUCUCCUUGAACGAGGAGGUACCGGACUCCAGCAUCUCACGCUGCGCUGCCCUGUGGGUCGAAUUUUGGACUCCGCAUGGUCAGCUUUGUUCUCUAUUGCGGACACCGUGGCUGCGCGAAUCCAACCAGUGUCCCUCGCGCUGCACUCUGAGGAUAAGGCCAUGUUCCUCGAGUUGAUCAUGCGGCCGGUGCUCAUGCUUGACCUGAGCAAGCUCAGGCGGCUGGCUGUCCAUGCUGGAAUUGGAGCGUCGCUGACGUCGGGCCACGGCGCCGUUGCUCAGCUUCUUCGAGUCUGCGCUAGGACACUCGAGGAGCUGAUAUUCUACCCAAGCAGUGAUGUCGCUCCCGACCCAGAAUUCGACAACGACGAUCGUGUCAAUGACCCGAUCGAUCCCAGCAUCCUCACCUCCCUGCGCAGACUCACAGUCCGCGUGAAUAUAUUCGAAAAGAACCUGUAUCUCCCCUGUCACGACCCCUUCCCCUGGCUACUGGUCUUCCUCACCCAGCUCGCGAACUCAAGCACCACUGUCGCCGCCAUUCACCCCGAUACUGACCACCCGCUCGAAGAGCUGACCGUACACGUGCAACACAGAGUCAGCGCGUCCAAGCCGCGCGAAAUCUAUAUGUGGAGGCACAUUGCGAGUUUCCUUGCGGCGAACCCCUUCUCUAAUCUGCGGAAGGCAACGUUCGAGGUGUCAUCAAGGGACGUCCUUGAGGACCUCCAACAGGCGGGGUACUUCUCGCAGCUUUCCAGUCAAAGGUAA
Molecule: messenger RNA, 1245 nt
Organism: Cyclocybe aegerita
Lineage: Eukaryota; Fungi; Basidiomycota; Agaricomycetes; Agaricales; Hemipholiotaceae
Source: the annotation of a GenBank genome assembly